Molecule: messenger RNA, 1329 nt
Organism: Microthlaspi erraticum
Lineage: Eukaryota; Viridiplantae; Streptophyta; Magnoliopsida; Brassicales; Brassicaceae
Source: the annotation of a GenBank genome assembly
AUGACGUCGCCGUUGUUGUCACCGUCUUCAUCUAACCGUAGAAAACGCCGUCUCACUCACUUCUCCUACACCGUACUAGCUUUCAUCCUACUCUCCGCCUUCAUCUACGGCCACGAUCUCGUCUCUUUAUCCCGCCGAUCUCUUCACUCUCCCACGAUUUUUCCCCAAUCCGCAAUCCUCGUUGUUGCGGACAAACCUCCAUCUCCUCCACCACCAUCUCCUCCGCCUCCGUCUCCUCCACCGCCAUCUCCUCCACCGCCGGCUUUUGCGGUGGGAAAGACGCCGGAAGGAUGCGAUGUGUUCAAAGGGAAUUGGGUCAAAGACAAGUCAACGCGUCCGUUGUACCGAGAAUCCGAGUGUCCCUACAUUCAGCCGCAGCUCACUUGCCGCACGCAUGGCCGUCCCGAUAGCGACUAUGCUUCCUGGAGAUGGAAGCCUGAGUCUUGCUCGCUUCCCUCGUUUGAUGCGAAGCUGAUGCUGCAGAGCUUAAGAGGGAAGAAGAUGAUGUUCAUCGGCGAUUCCUUAAACAGAGGAAUGUACGCUUCUCUGAUCUGUCUUCUCAAUUCACAAAUCCCAGAAAAUUCCAAAUCCAUGGAUACAUUUGGUUCCCUCACCGUCUUCUCCAUCAAGGAUUACAAUGCAACGAUCGAGUUUUAUUGGGCACCGUUUCUUCUUGAAUCGAACUCAGAUAACGCUACGGUUCACAGAGUAACAGAUCGGAUUGUGAGGAAACACUCGAUCCAGAAACACGGUAGGCAUUGGCGAGGCGCUGAUGUAAUCGUGUUCAACACUUACUUGUGGUGGAGGACUGGCUUCAAGAUGAAGAUCUUGGAAGGUUCGUUCAAGGAUGAGAAGAAGAGAAUUGUUGAGAUGGAAAGCGAAGAUGCUUACCGAAUGGCGCUCAAGACUAUGGUUAAAUGGGUGAAGAAGAAUAUGGAUCCAUUGAAGACGAGGGUGUUCUUCGCUACUAUGUCCCCUACUCAUUACAAGAGCGAGGAUUGGGGAGGCGAGAAUGGGAACUGUUACAAUCAAACGACACCGAUCCAAGACAUGGACCACUGGCCAUCAGACUGCAGCAAAACGUUAAUGAAAGUGAUCGGAGAAGAACUAGACGGGAGAAAGGAUUUUCCGGUGACGGUACUCAACAUUACACAACUCUCCGGCUACCGGAGAGAUGCGCACACGUCGAUAUACAAGAAGCAAUGGAGCCCGUUGACGAAAGAGCAGCUAGCGAAUCCGGUUAGUUACUCAGAUUGUAUACAUUGGUGCUUGCCUGGUCUUCAAGAUACUUGGAACGAACUUCUUUUUGCCAAGUUAUUUUAUCCUUGA